Molecule: messenger RNA, 475 nt
Organism: Moneuplotes crassus
Lineage: Eukaryota; Ciliophora; Spirotrichea; Euplotida; Euplotidae
Source: the annotation of a GenBank genome assembly
UUAUAAAUAAUAAAUUCAAAUAAUGGCUAAACAGCUCUCCGAAGUCCAAAUUGCAGAAAUCAAGGAGAUAUUUGCUCUCUUCGACAAGGACAGUGACGGCCUCGUUAGAACUGAUGAGCUAGGUACAAUCCUUCGUGCCCUAGCCCAUAACCCUACAAAGGAAGAGGUAAACAUGCUAGAAAUGAGAAUUGAUCCUGAAAAAGGAGGAACUUUUAAUUGAGACUCCCUCGUAACCCUCAUACAGAACAUGGACCUUAAAUCUGACACUCUAGAUGACCUCGUAGAGGCCCUCAGAGUCCUUGACCAGGACCAGGACUCCAAGCUUUCAGUCAAAGAGUUGAUCCACUCUUUAAAAAAUGGAGGCGAGGCUAUGGAGGAAGAAGAAAUUCAGGAAAUUCUUAACGACACUGACCUAGUCAUUGACGGCAUGAUCAACCUUGAAGAGUUCGCCAAAACCAUUUACAACAGAUAGCUU